Messenger RNA from Sporothrix brasiliensis 5110, 2490 nucleotides. RefSeq names its product glucan 1,3-beta-glucosidase. The record is from RefSeq and is a predicted model, not a curated record. Gene Ontology annotation, molecular function: polygalacturonase activity. The transcript has 4 exons. Bases 1 to 2490 code for a protein of 829 amino acids. NCBI's taxonomy places the organism in Eukaryota, Fungi, Ascomycota, Sordariomycetes, Ophiostomatales, Ophiostomataceae.
AUGAAAUUCACGAGCGUCCUUGCGCUACUCGCCGCCUCCUUUGUCGGGGCGACAGUUGCCCAGGAUCCCGGCGCUACGCCGUACUGGAUGGACGCCAUAGCCCAUAACGGCAUCGCGUCGUUUAACCCGGACAAGAGCUACACGAUCUUUCGAAACGUGAAGGACUACGGAGCAGUCGGUGACGGAGUGACCGACGACACGGCCGCGAUCAAUGCUGCAAUCAGCGCCGGCAACCGCUGCGGCGGACUCACAGCAUGCGUCGGGUCGACUACAACGCCUGCGGUCGUGUACUUUCCAACCGGGACCUAUAUGAUCUCCUCGUCCAUUGUCGACUACUACUACACCCAAAUCAUCGGCGACCCCCGCAACAUGCCCACCAUCAAGGCCAUGGCAAGCUUUGUUCCCAACAUUAUCGGUAUGCUCGACGGUGACGUGUACGUGACAGGCAAGCUCAAGUACACUUCGACCAAUGUCUUCUUUCGCCAGCUGCGCAACAUUCGGUUUGAUACUACAGAAGUUCCGGGCGCCGUGACUGCAGUUCAUUGGCCUUCGGCCCAAGCCACGUCAAUUCAAAAUUGCGUCUUCGUCAUGUCUCCCGAUCCGGGCAGGCAACAUACUGGAAUUUUCAUGGAGGAGGGAAGCGGUGGCUUACUGAACGACCUGGUGUUUUACGGCGGCACAUACGGCUGCCAGCUGGGCAACCAGCAGUACACCAUGCGCAACAUGACGUUUUUCAACUCCAACACCGCUAUCCUCCAAAUCUGGAACUGGGCAUGGACGUACAAGUCUAUCUACGUCUAUGACUGUCAAAUUGGCAUCAACAUGACCGGUCCCAUCAUUGGCUCCGUGACGCUUCUUGACUCGCUGUUCUACAACACACCCGUGGGCAUCAUUUCGGGCCGUGCACCAAGCAACCGAACAGAGCCAGGCGCAGGCUCUCUCAUCAUGGAGAACGUCGCAUUUCGGCAGGUCAACGUGGCAGUCAUGGGGCCACAAGGUGCUGUCGUGGACAGCGAUGCGUCAGGCACUCUUGUGAAAAAGGGGUUCGCAUAUGGGAACAUCUACGUUCCAAACGGUCCAAACGUGUACGAGGCUUUUAACGAUGCAUAUUUCCCCGAGCUGGACGAGCUGAGACUGGGCAACAAAUACUUUGAACGGUCGAAGCCGCAGUACGACGACGUUCCAGUCUCUAGUUUUUUGACAGCACGACAGUUCGGAGCCAAGGGUGAUGGCGUCACAGACGACACAGUAGCACUGAAUGCUCUGUUCCACGAAGCAUCCAAUGAAUUCACCGACUCGGUUGCAUUUGUCGACGCGGGAUACUACCUGGUCACUGAUACCAUCCGUAUUCCGCCCAAUGUGCGCAUUGUUGGUGAGGCGCUGUCCUCUGUGAUCAUGGGGACCGGACCCAAAUUUCAAGACAUGAAUGCACCGUACCCAGUGGUACAAGUUGGUGGGCCUGGCGAAGUUGGCUAUGUCGAGUGGUCCGACAUGAUUGUUUCGACACAAGGUCCCAUGGCAGGCGCUGUGCUCAUCGAGUUCAACCUUGAAACGCCCAUCGGUCCAUGCACAGCAUUGAACCCACCUUCCGGCAUGUGGGAUGUACAUGUGCGUGUAGGCGGGUUUGCCGGAUCCCAAUUGCAACUGGCACAAUGUGGCAAGACGCCGCAGCUCACCAACUAUGUCAACCCAGCCUGUGUGGCCGCGUAUCUUGGUCUGCAUAUAACCAGAUCGGCUUCGAAUGUGUACUUGGAGAACAACUGGAUCUGGACCGCAGACCACGAUAUUGAGGAUCCUCUCAGCUCGCAGAUCUCCAUCUUCAGUGGACGCGGUAUUCUGGUGGAGUCGGAACAAGGACGCGUCUGGAUGGUGGCCACCUGCGCAGAGCACCACGUGAAGUACCAGUACCAGCUUGCCAAUACGCGCAACAUCUGGAUGGGCAUGAUCCAGACAGAGACACCCUACUACCAGCCUAACCCGCCGGCACCGGCGCCGUUUAAUCCGGUAAACACUACAAUCCAUGAUCCUGACUUUGACAAGGACUGCAAUCCCGCUGUGGUCAACAGCCAAGGUCAGCUUCCCGGGAACCCUCCGUGUGCCAUGGCGUGGGGUCUACGAAUUGUCAACUCCCAAAAUGUGAGUGUUUACGGAGCAGGCCUUUACUCUUUCUUCAACAACUACGAUACGUCUUGCAGCGCCCCUGGCAACGGCGAACUAUGCCAGGCACGUAUGGUGUACACGGGUGUCUUGGCAAGCGAAGUGAAUAAUGCCACCGUGAGCGAUUCAACGUCGUCCUCAUUGCCAGCCUCACCGUCACCGUCACCGGCCGCUAUUCACAGCAACUCCUCCUCCGACGUUGUUGGCAUCGAGAUGUACAACCUCAACACAAUCGGAUCUGUGAGCAUGAUCAACCGACAGGGCACCGAUGUGGCGCUGUACAGUGACAACAUUGCCGGCUACACCGCCUGCGUUGCGUUGUUCAAGUUCUAG